GGCUUUUAGUGGGUUCUGAUUCUUGGUGCAUUAUAAUUUUAGAAAGCUGUAUGGAUAUGAUAUUUUAUAUACUUUAGUUUUUAUAUUUGCCUGUUUCCUAAGAUAUGUAGGCCUUCUUGUGGAUCUCCUUAAUCCUAGAUAUUGACCCCUCUAUUUUUCAACUAUAUGCUUUUUGGCGCACUAGCACUCAACAGGCCGCCCUAGUAUAACCUUGAGUAUUGAAAGCAGCUUGAUCUUCAAGAGAAUAAUUAAAUUAUUUGUAUUUAUGUGAUCAUGCUUUCACACUAAUUGAUUGAUGUUUUCUUCAUGUUUAACUAUAUGCCUACCUAACAUUAAUAUUAGAUAAUGUGAUUAGGGGAAACCAAUUUCCUUCUUUGAUUUAUAUUACACUAGUCUAAUUCUAAUAUUUAUUUCAUUUAACCAAGCAUCACUUGGGGUUAUGCACUUGAAUUAACGAAUUAAAGUAAGCCAUUAGGUGACCAUUGUUAUUUAUUCUUGGAAGAUGACGAGUGAGAUAUCAAUUUAAAAGUAUAUGAUAAUCGUGAUGUUUUUAGAGUAUGACUAGUACAUGAAAAUUUGAUACUACAUAUAUAGGAUAACAGUGAGAAGUUUAUAUUGAAGUACGUCAAAGACUAUUGAACAAACUUAUUAAUAUAUUGCUUUCUUUUGGGAGUAAAUUGAUGUUUGAUGCCUGUCAAAAAAAACAUUGAUACUUGAUAUUGUCAACAAUUAUUAUAGCUCCCAAUAAAGAAAGGAAACUUGUAGCUUUCCCCCUAUCUUUGUUCGAGGUGUUUAAUUUAGUUAAAUUUAUAUGAUUUUACACUUGCAUGUAAUGUUUGUCAUUUGCUUUAUGUUUAAUGGGUGUCCUUGUUGCCUCCUUACUAUAUGCAUCAAGCAUGAGACCUAAUAAAGUGGCUGCACAAACUUUAAUUAUUUGUUUUUCUGUUUGGGUGGAAGGAGAAUUGCUGAUUCCUGAGUAUGGAUUGUAUGGCACUCCGUUCGAAAUGGAAGAAUCAACAGAAAUAACUGAAGAAAUGUCCCCUGGCCAGCGCAGUAGGCCACUCCCACAAAAUCUCGUGUUAGAGAUACCAUCAAGAAAUGUUCAAUGCUCCCCAGAGGAUUCUGUGCAGAUAAGCAUUCUUCCUACACCCAAAAGAGUGAAUUUCUCACCAAUGAACAGCCCUAUCGUUGCUGGAUUAGAUAGAUCUUCAAGCUCCACCAUGCGUAGGGACAAAUCAUCAAUAAAAAACCUUCUCCCAAGACUUAGUUUCAAGUUCAAGAAUUCUUCUUCAGAUAGUGAGAAGGCCGCCAUUCUAUCCAUUGGAUCCCCCUCAUCGGUGAGAGGAGGAAGACCCCGAAUGACAAGGACAUUUUCACUUUCAAAGUUUUUUACACCAAAAGGAAACAAAGCAUACUCUUUGCCUGCUACUCCAAUUGCACACUCUAAUCCAGGGUCCACACACGGAAGCAAUAAAGGAAGGCUCCAAUUACCUAUUCAUCGUUCACAUUCUGUUCCAGUUCUUAUCAAAGAUGGUAGCAUACGACAGAUAGAUUCUCUUGGGGGAGUAUUUCGUGUAAUACCAACCACUCCACGUGUUAAAGAUGGAACCGCCCUGGUGACAGAUGCAAGUACAACUGAUGCUGAUGAAAUUGAUGAGGGUGAGGACAUUCCUGAAGAGGAAGCUGUUUGCAGAAUUUGCUUUGUUGAACUUGGGGAAGGCUCAGAGACAUUGAAGAUGGAAUGUAGCUGCAAAGGUGAACUUGCUUUAGCUCACCAAGAAUGUGCUGUAAAAUGGUUUAGCAUCAAAGGUAACAAGAUUUGUGAAGUAUGCAAACAAGAUGUUAAAAACCUACCUGUCACACUUUUACGAAUUCAGAAUGCUCAGGGCCAGCAGACAAGUGGACAGCAGGUUGAGUCAGCUGGUUUCAGGGUUUGGCAAGAUGUUCCUGUUCUGGUAAUAGUAAGCAUGCUUGCUUACUUUUGUUUCCUCGAACAACUUUUGGUUAAGAAAAUGGGUUCAGGUGCGAUUGCCAUUUCACUUCCAUUUUCUUGUAUAUUGGGUUUACUUGCAUCCAUGACGUCAACAACAAUGGUUGGAAGAAAAUUCCUUUGGGUAUAUGCUGCUGCACAAUUCACUUUUGUGGUUCUCUUUGCACAUAUUUCGUACUCCCUGCUACACUUGCAAGCAGUGGUGUCAGUUAUAAUUGCUACAUUUGUUGGUUUCGGAGUUGCGAUGUGUGGAUGUUCCAUCCUCUAUGAGAUAUCGAGAUGGAGGGAAAUUUGGCGAUCUCGCUCAAGUACCCAACCAACUGUUGUUGAUGGAGUUCCUGCACAAACAUCUGAAACAGCGAGCGUGACACAAGCAACCCCUAAUGAACCUGAAACUCUAGCCAGCAGUCCUGACUCACCUCAUCGAGCCUAGGUCACUGCAGAAUGUACAUAUCAAGCUCUUGUACAGAAAAUGUUGGUCGAACUGAUCAGGCAUUUGAGUGAAUUAUACAUACUUCAUCAGGCAUUUGAGUGAAUUAUACAUACCUUUGUAUAGUGAGGUGGGACUUUUUCCCGCCUUCCUAUUUUAAAAUAGUUUUCUUGGUUGUUUCCUGGGAAAGUUAGGACUCGGGAGGGUGAAAAUGUAAAUCGAUCGAUAUGGGAAGCAUGUUGGAUAUUGCUCAAAUUUCAAGCCUUAUGAUUAGUUCUUUUGAGUUCUAA
Beta vulgaris subsp. vulgaris (sugar beet) is the source of this 2710-nucleotide messenger RNA. RefSeq lists its product as uncharacterized. Bases 858 to 2423 code for a protein of 521 amino acids. The transcript is spliced from 8 exons. The record is from RefSeq and is a predicted model, not a curated record. Lineage: Eukaryota; Viridiplantae; Streptophyta; Magnoliopsida; Caryophyllales; Amaranthaceae. Gene Ontology annotation, molecular function: zinc ion binding.